Erythranthe guttata (spotted monkey flower) is the source of this 1332-nucleotide messenger RNA. RefSeq names its product serine/arginine-rich splicing factor. NCBI's taxonomy places the organism in Eukaryota, Viridiplantae, Streptophyta, Magnoliopsida, Lamiales, Phrymaceae. The record is from RefSeq and is a predicted model, not a curated record. Gene Ontology annotation, biological process: alternative mRNA splicing, via spliceosome. Gene Ontology annotation, cellular component: nucleus; cytoplasm.
AUGUCUAAAUUUUAAUCUGAUUUGUAAAUUUGUUUUCACCAACAAAUUAAUCUGCAUUUUCUUCCUCCGGCCACAUAUCUUCGCCGGAUAAUUUCUGCCGCCACCCCCAAUGGAGGAUGAGAAAUUGGCCGCGUACUACGACGACCUGUCUCGUAGAGGCGGCGGCGCCGCCCGAUUCAAACAAGGUCUCGGCUUUUCGUCCAGCAAUUCCUCCGCAAACGACGCCGUUCCAGCCAGAGGCUCGGCGCUUCCGACCACCUCGUCUUUGCUUAGUAGCUUCGUCAGAGCAUCACGUCCUUCCAAAACCUCCGAAUUCGAAUGGCAAGCUCAGGUUCAAUCCAUCCAAAACAAGCUAAGCAAAAAACCUAAAGGAAAAACCCGAAGCCGAAGCCCUAGCCGAAAUUCAAGCCGACAGAGUCCAAGCCGGGAUACAAUUAGAGAUAAGCCCUCAAGGCGCCGGAGCCGGAGCCGUGAUAGGCGGUCGAGGAGAAGGAGUAGGAGCCGAGAUUAUGAAUCGAGAAGUAAAUAUCGAUCUAGGAGUAGGAGUAGAGAAAAUAAUAGAAAGACAAUUAAACGGCGAGAAUCGCCGGAAGACCGGAGGCGGUCGGAGAAGGGUAAAAAGCGGGUGGAGGUUCGGAGUGGUAGUGCGAUUGAUUUCGCUACGUCGAUCGAAGGUUACGACAAUAUGACACCGGCUGAAAGAGUCAAAGCCAAGAUGAAACUCCAGCUCUCAAAAACUGCUGAAAACGACGAAACAAUUGGAAAAGGCUCCGGGUGGGAGCGUUUCGACUUCAACAAGGAUGCCCCUCUUGAUGAUGAGGAAGUUGAAGCUGUGGAGGAUGACGGAGCAUUAGUGAAGCGCAUGGGUCAAAGCUUCCGUUUCUCUGCAGUUCAGGCGAGGAAGGAGGAAGAAAUUAGGGCGGCUCACGACGAAGCAAUGUUUGGAGGGUCUUCAUAUCCGCUACCUCCACAAAUAGAUAAUGAAAAGGAAGAAGAGGAAAACCACAUAGUAAACGAAAGCAUCGAAACUACUUCUGCCGUAACAAGUCUUCUUAGUGAUCAGGUUCUUGCUAUGCAGAAAAAAGGCUCUUGGCGUGAUCGUGUCCGUGAUAUUGCCCGUAAACCAUGAAAUUGUGGGCCCAAUUUUGCCACCGCCGCCGCCACCGUCACCACCAACAUUGUUCAGAGUUCCGGCCAAUAUUUAAGGGUUUUCGAUGGUGUUUAGGGAUGUGAAUGAUUAGAAAUUUGUGGAGUAGAAUUCCUAGUGGUGUAAUUGGAAUUUCUAAGAGAAAUAUUCAGCAAAUGUUGGUAUUGCAGACAGUUCAAAAGCGA